Molecule: messenger RNA, 444 nt
Organism: Blastomyces dermatitidis ER-3
Lineage: Eukaryota; Fungi; Ascomycota; Eurotiomycetes; Onygenales; Ajellomycetaceae
Exons: 3
Coding region: 1-444 (147 amino acids)
Source: RefSeq, a predicted model, not a curated record
AUGCACCAUCCCGCAGCCUUUUCAGACCAGCCAGCUGCGAAACCCACACUCUCCGACUGGUCAGAUUCACUCAGCGAGCAGAACGAUCUUCAGGCCAGCCCCCCACAAAAGCCAGCCAGCCGCAGCUGGACAAGGUUUGGGCUUGCAGUUGUCUCCCGGGAUCCAUCUGCCCAUGCCAUUGUUACAGAGCAUUCAAUUACCUUUCUCAAAGGAGGUCUUCGGAGCUCAACGAUUUCAUUGGCUCUGCAGCUCAAGGUUGAAAAUUUCUGGCGCCGUCCGAUUCGCGAUCCGCCUGCAGGAUUGAGCUCGCCCUUCGUCAAACCAAAAAUAGGGAUCUCCUGGGGUGCCGGGUGUGGUGCUACGGCCCCACCACCGAGCAAUCGCCGCCCCAGAAUUGCCCCGCUCCUUGAUCUACAGGGACGACCACCCUCUUUUCCGGACUAG